This is a messenger RNA of Ipomoea nil (Japanese morning glory), 828 nucleotides long. Its product is annotated as chaperone protein dnaJ 11, chloroplastic-like. The transcript has a single exon. The record is from RefSeq and is a predicted model, not a curated record. NCBI's taxonomy places the organism in Eukaryota, Viridiplantae, Streptophyta, Magnoliopsida, Solanales, Convolvulaceae. The coding region runs from base 165 to 710 and encodes 181 amino acids.
CAAUUAAAGUAAACUCCACUCGCUCUCUUUAACUUAACCAUGGUUAAAUUCCUCCGAUCCCACUUUCUGUAUAUAUCUCCACCCCAAACAGACCCUUAUUUGACUCAACUUUCAAGAUAAGCUCCGCGUCUCAUUAUUCAACUUGAAUUUACCAAAUCGCCACCAUGAUUUCCUUCUCCGCUUCUUCCAACUUCCUCCUCCAAUCGCCGCCGCCCAGAGCCACCGCCUUCGCCGCCGACAAUUCUCCUUCUCCGCCGUCGCCGUCGGUUGUUAAGUUCCGGCAGCCGCGGAGUUCGCCCGUCUGCGCGGUCGCAACCGCGGCUUACGCCGAGGAGGAGACGGAAGCCGCCGCUUUUUCGUCGUCGCCGCCGUUGCAUCCGGAGAUAAAAUCGCCCUCCUCCGCGACGUCGUUUUACGAGAUUCUCGGGAUUCCGGUGGGAGCGACGAGCGAGGUGAUCAAAGCGGCGUACCGGAGACUCGCUCGUGUCUGCCACCCCGACGUGGCGGGGAGUCGCCGUAAGGACGCCUCCGCCGACGAGUUCAUGAAGAUUCAUACUGCCUACUCCACGCUGUCGGAUCCCGAUAAACGCGCGGACUAUGAUCGGCAACUCUUCCUCCGUCGACGGAGUGUCAACUUAUACUCGCCUACAAUGUCAUCGAGAUUCACCGGAAAUACUCGCCGGAAUUGGGAGACCGAUCAGUGCUGGUAGUGCCUUAUAGAAUUGAAGUGAAUUAGGAUUAGAAUUGUACAGUGUACACUUGUGAGGCUACGACAUAGCCAGAAAAAAAAUUAAAAUAAAUAAAUAAAUUAAUGUAUAUUUCAGUAUA